Messenger RNA from Entrophospora candida, 143 nucleotides. NCBI's taxonomy places the organism in Eukaryota, Fungi, Glomeromycota, Glomeromycetes, Entrophosporales, Entrophosporaceae. The record is from the annotation of a GenBank genome assembly.
UGGGUAAAUAAUGAAUCUGGAGAAAACAUAACUUCAUUUCCACUUACAGUAAAUCAACAAAAUGAUGCACAGAAAAAACUUGUUGAAUUCAUAAUUAAUAGUGUCCAACCAUUCUCAUUAGUUAAAAACGAAGCAUUCAAAAG